UGUGUGUGUGUCAGGAUGAGUGUUCCCAUGUUAAAGAUUGGUGCGGUGCUCAGCACUAUGGCUAUGGUGACUAACUGGAUGUCCCAGACUCUGCCAUCGCUGGUCGGACUCAAUGGAACCGUCAUCUCCUCUGAGGGCACACAUGAGCGGAUCGUCAGUGGUUUGUACCCGGGCUCCGAGGAGGGCUGGCAGGUGUACAGCACGGCUUCGGAUCCUGAUGGCAGGUGUGUUUGCACGGUGGUCGCUCCGGCACGAAACCUCUGCAAACGAGACCCUCGGAGUCGACAGCUACGCCUGCUGACUGAACAGGUUCAGAACGUGAGCCAGUCCAUGGAGGUGGUGGACCUGCGGACGUCCAGAGACCUGCAGUACGUCCGAGACUCUGAGCCCCUGCUGAGAGGAGUGGACGGACGUUUACACACUUACGUCGCCAACCCCCGCACUCUGACAGCUAAGGGCCUGCAGGAGUUAAAGGGCCAGAUGUCUCAGCUACGACCCCUCCUGUCGGUGGUGGAGCAGUACAGACUGGACCUGCAGGCCCUGGCCACCCUGCGACUGGAGCUGCUCAACCUGUCCAUCAUGCUGACGGCCAUCCAGGAGGAGAUCGGAGCGUACGACUACGAGGAGCUCCAGCAGAGGGUUUUACUGCUGGAGACGAGGCUGCACAGCUGCAUGAACAAACUUGGUUGUGGUCGCCUGACUGCAGUAAGUAUGCCAAUCACCGUGAGAGCCUCGGGGUCCCGCUUUGGCUCCUGGAUGACCGACGCAAUGAUUCCCAGCUCUGACAGCAGGGUGUGGUCGAUGGACGGCUACUAUAAAGGCAGGCGUGUGCUGGAGUACAGAACCAUGGGGGAUUUCACAAAGGGGCAGAACUUUGUGCAGCAUCUGUUGCCCCAUCCCUGGGCGGGAACCGGCCACGUGGUCUACAACGGGUCUCUCUACUACAACAAACACCAGAGCAACAUCCUGGUUCAGUACCAUUUCCGCUCCCGCAGCGUGUUGCUGCAGCGGAGCCUGAGUGGAGCCGGAUACAACAACACCUUCCCCUACAGCUGGGGAGGAUCCUCCGACAUCGACCUCAUGGCUGAUGAGAUGGGACUCUGGGCCGUCUACACCUCCAUCCCCAACGCUGGAAACAUCAUGGUGAGUCGUCUGGACUCUCGCUCGCUGGAAGUCCUCCGGAGCUGGGACACGGGGUUUCCCAAGCGCAGCGCAGGGGAGGCCUUCAUGAUCUGCGGCACCCUCUAUGUCACCAACUCCCACCUGGCCGGCGCCAAAGUACACUUCGCCUACCACACCAACUCCUCCACGUACGAGUACACCGACAUCCCCUUCCACAACCAGUACUCCCACAUCAGCAUGAUGGACUACAACCCCAGAGAGCGAGCGCUGUACACCUGGAACAACGGACACCAGGUGCUCUACAACGUCACACUGUUUCACGUCAUCAGGAGUGACGGAUAGAUCGACACAAAACAAAUGUUUAAAAAUAAAAAUAAAAAGAGAGGGAGGCAAUGGGUCAUUCCAGGAUACUGCAACUUACGCAC
Molecule: messenger RNA, 1547 nt
Organism: Anoplopoma fimbria (sablefish)
Lineage: Eukaryota; Metazoa; Chordata; Actinopteri; Perciformes; Anoplopomatidae
Product: noelin-2-like
Exons: 8
Coding region: 16-1464 (482 amino acids)
Biological process (GO): signal transduction
Source: RefSeq, a predicted model, not a curated record